Messenger RNA from Peromyscus eremicus (cactus mouse), 5156 nucleotides. It is a transcript of the gene Fmn1, whose product is annotated as formin 1. Gene Ontology annotation, molecular function: microtubule binding. The transcript has 21 exons. Gene Ontology annotation, biological process: actin nucleation. The record is from RefSeq and is a predicted model, not a curated record. Gene Ontology annotation, cellular component: nucleus; cytoplasm; actin filament. The coding region runs from base 590 to 4873 and encodes 1427 amino acids. Lineage: Eukaryota; Metazoa; Chordata; Mammalia; Rodentia; Cricetidae.
ACAGUGCUUGGUCAGUUAAUUUGGCGCUGCGGCUCUCUGCCCGCCUUCCCACCCUCUAGCUCAGCAGCCGCUACACAUUUCUAUUGGUCAGCAUGGCUGUCUAUCAGUCCAUUGCACACCUCCCCCAAACAGCCUGUCAGGUAGGCGCGUGCUAGCGAGGCGGAGCUUGCGCCUGGGGGCGGGGCCUCAGCCGUGGAAGGCGCAGCGGCUGCCUCACUGCUGUGACUCUGGACUGGAGCGCUGAGGCAUCUUCGCAGCCACCGCUACCCCUGCUGUACCUGGUCAGGUGGCAUUCACCAUCACCGUUUUCUUCUCUCACCUUGUCAUCAUCACAACCAUCACCAACAGCAUCAUCUCCUCCUCCAUUCAGAACUCUCUAGUUCUCCAAAGGCGGUCUCUGUUCCUCUAUCCAACAUAGCACCUUCUAAUACGAUGAAAACAAGCCAGCAGAGAGAAGCCUCCUAGUCAGCAGCCUCAUUGCCGGAGAGGACUGUCAGCUGCCUGCUCUGUCUAGUCACCAUCACAUGCCUCCCCACUGGAGCUGACCACAGACCAGCAUCUCCACAGCAUGAAUAAUUAGGUAGGCAUAAUGGAAGGCACUCACUGCACCCUCCAGUUGCAUAACCCCAUCACUGAACUCUGCUAUAUCAGCUUCUAUCUUCCAAAGGGGGAAGUCAGAGGAUUUUCAUACAAGGGCACUGUAACUCUAGACAGAUCCAAUAACGCUUUUCAUAACUGCUACCAAGUCAGGGAGGGGCCAGACAUCACCAGCCUCAGCCAGCAGCCAAACGAACAUCCCGGCGACAUAUUUUUCAAACAGACUCCCACAAAAGACAUUCUGACAGAGCUAUACAAGCUCACAGCAGAGAGGGAGAAGCUGCUGGACAGUCUGCUGAGGUCAGACCACAUCCUGGGAAUUUCAAUGGGGAACCAGGAAGGGAGGUUGCAGGAGCUGUCAGUGAGCCUUGUGCCCGAGGAAGACUACUUCCAGAGUGCUGGCAAUUGGAGCAGAGAGCUCGCUGUGAACUCGCUCAUUAGGAGGAGCACCCAAGGGAGCAAAAAGCCCCGGAGGUCUGGCAGGAGGAGAGAGAGCCCUGAGGAGCUCCGGCUGAAGAGAACCAGGAGGAAAGGGCGUGGCCGCCAGGAAUCAGCUCCUCCGAUGGGGAAGGACCAGGUCUGUUCCAGUAGCUCCCUUCCUCCUUCCCGGGUUCGGCCUAAUCUUCAGCUCCUAGAAGAAAGAGGAAACUUAGUUCCCCAGGGAACACUUACCUCCUCCCCACGGAGGAGAGAGAGCUGCCCUGCCAACAUCCUCAGGACACCAGAUGCAGACCCGGGCUUCCGGAGCUCUGGGAGGACCUCAGAGGACACUGAUCUUGAAGGACCUCUGUCUCCAGACAGCAGCCCCACCGAGGUAGGAGAUGCUGGCAUAGGAAGGCAGCUCAAGGUUCCUCAGGAGCAGGAACCUCCACGUUUGUCCGAAAGGCAUGAGAAACAUCCAGGGGCAGAGAGGGGCGGGACUCGGAAGUCAAAGUCACUGGAAAGGACUUGCAGGAAGAAACCUGUUUCCGCAGUGGUGGCCAAGGUCCAGGAGCUUUCUGCUCAAGUUCAAAGGGUAGUUAGGGCUCAUCCCGAUGGUGAGGAAAGGGUUGCUUUUUGCUCAGAGACCCAUUCUGAGUUCAUCCCAAAAGCUGACUUCCUCGUCCUCUCGGGAGCUAAAGAUGAGACUCAAAGUUCCAGGAGCCUGGGGGAGGAGCAGCAAGGGGUCAAGUCAUUGCAACCCUCAGCCACAGAACGAGCCUCCAUUCCCAGUGAACCAGCCAGCACCGAGGGGGCUGUGAACAAGGUUCUCCGGAAGGUGAUAGAGAGUGAGAAGUUAGAUGAAGCCACUGAGGGGAAAAGACUAGGCUUCUCCCUCAACGCAAGGUCCACCCACACUCUCCCAGAAACAAGAAGCCAAAGGAAGGCUGGGCUACCCAAGAGUGGCCAUAAAUUCUUGCUUCUGGAUCUGCCCCACACUGUAGGUCCUGACUCCCCACAACCCAAAUGUGAUGAGAGGAAGCCAGCCCCCCAAACAGCAACAGCUCGCGGCAUGGUAUUUAAUAAUUCAUCGCCUCAGUCCAGCGCACACAAAUGGCUGUCACCUGUUCCCUCGCCUCUGUCUCCAAGGUGCCCCAGCCCUCAGCAACACCACAGGAUCCUCCUGCUCCCUCCACUGCCUAGUGAGGGGGAAGCUGCUUUUAAUGAGUGCCCUGGUAGGAAGAACGGUGUCUCCUCCGGGUUCCCCUCUGCUGUCACCUUGGAGCCGUCAUCUUCUACAAAGGUCACGGAGACCAAAGGAGGCAGCCCGACUUCCCUCAGAGCAAGCCAAACUUGGCUGGUAUCUGAGGAACCUUCAGAAAAAAGCUUGAGGCCAGAGAAGAUCACAGCUCCACCCCAGCACCAGCCACCACCAGGUGUCACCUCUGAAGGCUUUCCCUGUGACAGCAUCAGUGAGCAGACAGCUAAAGACCUUCCCAAUAAGGAUGGAGGUGCUUGGGUCCUGGGUUACAGAGCUGGACCACCCUGUCCAUUUCUGCUCCAUGAAGAAAGAGAAAAGUCAAGCAGAAGCGAAUUGUACUUGGAUCUCAAUCCGGACCAGAGCCCCACAGAGCAGGACGACAGGACUCCUGGCAGACUCCAAGCUGUCUGGCCACCCCCAAAGACAAAAGACACAGAAGAAAAAGUGGGACUGAAGUACACUGAAGCAGAAUACCAGGCUGCUAUCUUACAUCUGAAGAGGGAGCACAAAGAAGAAAUCGAAAACCUGCAGGCUCAAUUUGAACUUAAGACAUUUCACAUCCGGGGUGAGCAUGCAUUAAUAACAGCAAGACUUGAAGAAACUAUUGAAAAUCUCAAGCAACAGUUAGACCACCGCUGGGGAGGAGGAUGUGAAGAGAUGAGAGAUGCAUGCAUCUCUACUGAUGACGACUGCUCCCCAAAGGCCUUCAGAAAUGUGUGCAUCCAGACAGACAGAGAGACGUUCCUCAAGCCCUGUGAAGGUGAAAGCAAGACAACCAGAAGCAACCAGAUAGUACCCAAGAAGUUGAAUAUCUCGUUAACCCAACUCUCUCCCACAAAAGACAGCAAAGACAUCCACAUACCACUUCAGGCAGGGGAAGGCAUCUCAUCCAGUCAACAGAAGAUAUCACCUCCACCUCCCACACCUCCUCUUCCUCCCCCUCUCAUUCCUCCCCCUCCGCCUCUCCCCACUGGACUUGGACCUUUGCCACCAGCACCACCCAUAUCACCUGUGAGUGCUGGGCCACCACCACCACCUCCUCCACCUCCUCCACCACCUCCCCUGCCUCCAAGUGCUGGACCUCCCCCACCUCCUCCCCCACCACCACUUCCUAAUGUCCUGGCUCCUCCUAACAGCGGAGGGCUUCCUCCUCCUCCUCCUCCUCUUCCUCCUCCUCCCCCAGGACUUGCACCUCCACCUCCUCCUGGACUAUCCUUUGGACUCAGCUCUUCUUCUAGUCAGUGUCCUCGUAAACCAGCCAUUGAACCCAGCUGUCCCAUGAAGCCUUUGUAUUGGACUAGAAUACAAAUAAGUGAUAAGAGCCAAGAUGCCACACCAACUUUAUGGGACUCCUUAGAAGAACCUCAUAUUAAGGACACCAGUGAAUUUGAAUAUUUAUUCUCCAAAGACACAACUCAACAGAAGAAAAAGCCCCUGUCAGAGACCUACGAGAAGAAGAACAAAGUCAAAAAGAUCAUCAAGUUAUUGGACGGAAAACGAUCUCAAACUGUGGGAAUCUUGAUAUCUAGUUUACAUUUGGAAAUGAAGGAUAUCCAACAGGCCAUAUUUAAUGUGGAUGACUCUGUGGUUGACCUGGAGACCCUGGCAGCCUUAUAUGAAAAUCGAGCCCAAGAGGAUGAACUGACUAAAAUAAGAAAGUACUACGAGACAUCCAAAGAAGAAGACUUGAAGCUGCUGGACAAACCUGAACAAUUUCUGCAUGAGUUAGCCCAGAUUCCCAAUUUUGCUGAGCGUGCCCAAUGCAUAAUCUUCAGGGCUGUGUUUUCCGAGAGUGUUACUUCCCUACACAGAAAAGUAGAGAUUGUCACACGAGCCUCAAAGGGCUUGCUGCACAUGAAGAGUGUAAAGGACAUCUUAGCUCUCAUUCUGGCUUUUGGAAAUUAUAUGAAUGGAGGAAAUAGGACUCGAGGGCAAGCAGAUGGAUAUGGUUUAGAAAUCCUACCCAAACUCAAAGACGUCAAAAGUCGGGACAAUGGGAUGAACCUGGUGGACUAUGUCGUGAAGUAUUAUCUGCGGUACUAUGAUCAGGAAGCUGGAACAGACAAGAGUGUUUUCCCACUACCUGAACCACAAGAUUUCUUUCUGGCCUCCCAAGUCAAGUUUGAAGACCUCAUAAAAGAUUUGAGAAAACUGAAGCGACAGCUAGAAGCAAGUGAGCAACAGAUGAAGUUGGUGUGCAAGGAGUCCCCAAAGGAGUAUCUGCAGCCUUUCAAGGACAAGCUGGAGGACUUCUUCCAGAAAGCCAAAAAAGAGCAUAAAAUGGAAGAAAUGCACUUGGAGAAUGCACAGAAAAGUUUUGAAACAACGGUGGGAUAUUUUGGAAUGAAGCCGAAGACUGGAGAGAAGGAGAUCACCCCAAGCUAUGUGUUUAUGGUGUGGUUUGAGUUCUGCAGCGACUUCAAGACCAUUUGGAAACGGGAGAGUAAGAACUUAUCUAAAGAGAGAUUAAAAAUGGCUCAGGCAUCUGUCAGCAAACUGACAUCGGAGAAGAAAGUGGAGACGAAGAAAAUUAAUCCCACUGCUAGUCUGAAAGAAAGACUGCGUCAGAAGGAAGCCAGUGUGGCCAGCAGCUAACAUGGAGACAGAAGGAAAUUCCAGUGCAAGAGGAGGCCACCCAGUGCUCCUUUAGACCCAAGUGCCAAGGGAGUUCCUGACAGAUCUGUUACAGAUCAUCUGCUUUGCUUAUCUCCUUCUGAGGUCCUCUGUAGAAAGUACCUGUGCCUUCCUUGAGAAGUCCCUUGUUAGUCCACAGGAACAAUGCGAUGCUAUGUAUGGGAAUGUUACAGGAAUAUUUGAUAGUUGUUUCUUAUGGAAGUCCAAAGUCCAUCCUAUAAAAGAAUCAGAAGAUGUACCAAAA